AGUUUCAUUCUUUAAAGACUUGCGAAACACUAGACUACGCGAUUCUAAACGGAAGUUCGCAUAUGAGUCACUUAUCUUAGUCUCUGUGAUAUAAUGUAACCAUACUAUUACCCAAGUCAGUGUUCAUCUUCUCUAUAAACUUCCUCGGUUCUUGCAGUGUCAAAAUUCUCACUAUUUAAACACAUGCGAAACACUACACAGCAAGGUUGAAUGAAAGAGGGAAUAAUGAAUGGACUAUACUUCGAGUCGUUGUGAGGCUUCGAAGCUUCACGGCAACUCUGUCCGACGCUCUCCUCAAUGCCCCACGCCGAAGGUAUCUCUAGACUCCUCGGUCACGCCCCUGCCAUCAAUGAUUCUAGGGAGAUUGAAGAUUCCUCUGUAUUCCUUCCUCGCCAUGGCCGCCCGCUCUGCCUCAGCUAUUCAACAUCACCUGCUCUCAGUCUCCCGGCCAUUCACCUGCUGCCGAGGCCUCCUGAAGAUGGCAACCCUCACUCUUGUAUUGGCGGGGGGAGUGACCUUGUGCACGGCUGAACCUUCCUCGUCAUCGGAGAACAAUCCAGUCUGCUUUCAUGGAGGUGGCUGCCUUGGCCCUGGUGAUGGUGCUGGCCGCGACGGUGCCUCUCGUGUCCUGGUUAAUGCUGGUGGGAGUUGUGGUUGGCUUCAAGAGGAGUUUGGACGCCAUGCUGGGAGAAGAGACGGCGGAAACCCUGUUCGGACGGCGGCACUUCGGUGGAACGCUGCGACUGGUGGAGAAGAUGUUCCGCUCGGUGACACACUGACACACACACACACACACACACACACACACACCCCUUGCUACCCUUUCCAUUUCCCUCACUUCUUUGUCUUUCAUCCCUUACCUUGCCUCUGUUCACCUCAUUACUCACACACACACACACACCUCCCUUUCCAUUGCCUCUCUCCUCCCUUUCUUCCAUCCCCUUCCUUUCCCUCCCUUCCCCUUCCCUUUCCUUCACCUCUCUCCUCCCUUCGCUUCCCUUCACCUCGCUACCCCUUUCCUUCUGAACCUUUCAUUCCCUUCCCUUCCCUCCUUUUCCUUUGCUUCUCUCCUCCCUUAACUUUUCAUCCCCUUCCCUUCCCUCCCUUCCCCUCGCUAUCCCUUCCCUUCCAUUACCUCUCUCCUCUCUUUUAUCUUUUUUUGAAGAGUAGCUCCCCCCAAAAAUGAAUCUAUAUAUAGUCACUGCUGAUAUUAGAAGCAUAACAUAUAUAUAGUUACACAGCAUAA
Molecule: messenger RNA, 1246 nt
Organism: Eriocheir sinensis (Chinese mitten crab)
Lineage: Eukaryota; Metazoa; Arthropoda; Malacostraca; Decapoda; Varunidae
Exons: 4
Coding region: 230-1186 (318 amino acids)
Source: RefSeq, a predicted model, not a curated record